AAUAGGUAGUUCCCUUUCAACCGUCGUGCAGUGCGAUUCCCAUCCUUUAUUCGCUCCGAUUCUCGCUGAUAAUAUUUAACUUGGCUCAUAUCCUUUCGGUUAAAAGGAAGAACAAGGAAAAAUGCGUGUGAUCACAGUCAACCUUUUGCUGAUGGCAAUUUGUGCUUGCUCAACUCUUUGGCCAGCGAAUGCCCUGCAAUGCUACAGUUGCGUUGGAAACGAGUGCCAUGUGGAAACGGUUCCGACGGUUACUUGCACUCUAGAUGAUGUCUCUGCCGCUUUUGGCUUGGAUACGAACGCCGCCUUCAAUCCGUUCAAGCGGUCUCUUCUUUCCGUGAUGCCACGAGCUGCAGACGAUGACUCAACAACGGGAUCCACUACAAUUGAGGAUUCUUCAACAACCGCUUCAGCUUCUACAACAGAUUCAUCAACAGCUUCAUCCACCACAAUUGGAGAAUCUAGCAGCAGCUCUUUGGGUUCUUCCACGUCAGAUUCCUCAACCUCCGAUUCUACAACAGAUUCGUCGACUGCUUCCUCCACCACAAUUGGAGAUUCUAGCAGCAGCUCUUUGGGUUCUUCCACAUCAGAUUCAUCAACCUCCGAUUCUACAACAGAUUCGUCGACUGCUUCCUCCACCACAAUUGGAGAUUCUAGCACCAGCUCUUUGGGCUCUUCCACGUCAGAUUCCUCAACCUCCGAUUCUACAACAGAUUCGUCGACUGCUUCCUCCACCACAAUUGGAGAUUCUAGCACCAGCUCUCUGGGUUCUUCCACGUCAGAUUCCUCAACCUCCGAUUCUACAACAGAUUCGUCGACUGCUUCCUCCACCACAAUUGGAGAUUCUAGCACCAGCUCUUUGGGCUCUUCUACGUCAGAUUCCUCAAACUCCGAUUCUACAACAGAUUCGUCGACUGUUUCCUCCACCACAAUUGGAGAUUCUAGCAGCAGCUCUUUGGGUUCUUCCACGUCAGAUUCUUCAACCUCCGAUUCUACAACAGAUUCGUCGACUGCUUCCUCCACCACAAUUGGAGAUUCUAGCAGCAGCUCUUUGGGUUCUUCCACAUCAGAUUCCUCAACCUCCGAUUCUACAACAGAUUCGUCGACUGCUUCCUCCACCACAAUUGGAGAUUCUAGCACCAGCUCUUUGGGCUCUUCUACGUCAGAUUCCUCAACUUCAGAUUCUACAACAGAUUCGUCGACUGCUUCCUCCACCACAAUUGGAGAUUCUAGCAGCAGCUCUUUGGGUUCUUCCACGUCAGAUUCUUCAACCUACGAUUCUACAACAGAUUCGUCGACUGCUUCCUCCACCACAAUUGGAGAUUCUAGCAGCAGCUCUUUGGGUUCUUCCACGUCAGAUUCUUCAACCUCCGAUUCUACAACAGAUUCGUCGACUGCUUCCUCCACCACAAUUGGAGAUUCUAGCAGCAGCUCAUUGGGUUCCUCAACGACAGAUUCUUCGACUGUUUCCUCCACCACAAAUGCAGGUUCAACCGCCAGUUCUACAACUUCUUCGCCAUCCAUAAGCACUUCAACUUCUUCCCCAACAAAUUACAAGAUUGCGGCCUGUUACAGCAUCUACAAGGACGGAGAGUUAAACCGUGGUUGUGUUAAGGUGCCCGAGAAACAUUCCGGCUGCCAGGCUGUUCGAAAUGAGCUUGGCAUAACAGAAGACUCUGCCGAUCAGUGCGAUAUCUGUUUGACGAAUCUAUGCAAUGGAAGCACUAGCCUGAAGGUUUCACUUGGCGCCAUGAUUCUUCUCUUGGCGAUGGGACUUAAAAACGUGCUGUAGGAGAGAGCCGGAGAAUACUAUGAAUGAUGUACAUAUAUAUUUGUUAGUAAUUUGAAUACAUUAUUAAAUAAUAAACGGUUACCUUAUAUCACUUC
Molecule: messenger RNA, 1884 nt
Organism: Drosophila melanogaster (fruit fly)
Lineage: Eukaryota; Metazoa; Arthropoda; Insecta; Diptera; Drosophilidae
Gene: Mur29B
Product: mucin related 29B
Exons: 4
Coding region: 122-1789 (555 amino acids)
Source: RefSeq, marked reviewed